This is a messenger RNA of Colletotrichum fioriniae, 1158 nucleotides long. RefSeq lists its product as uncharacterized. Gene Ontology annotation, molecular function: protein binding. NCBI's taxonomy places the organism in Eukaryota, Fungi, Ascomycota, Sordariomycetes, Glomerellales, Glomerellaceae. The record is from RefSeq and is a predicted model, not a curated record.
AUGGCGAGUGCACACAAGCAGCAACAAGAUUCCCAAUUUCUCCAUCACCCAACAUGGCGAACACCAUACGGCCUCGGCCGUUUGCGCAACCGCUUUCAGAACCUGCCGGCGAAGGUCCUGCUCGCCAUUGUAGAGCAGGCCAUCCAGCCCGAGGCUAAACGCAGCCUUCGCCUGGAUGAUGGCGGACCGUUGCCAUCGGAGCUGCAGCGGCUGGGGCUGCCCUUGUUAUCAUCAUCAACAACACCAAACACCGCCCGGGCCCAAGAACCGGACGGGGCUUCAAAGCUCAACAUGCCCGCCCUCGCAACGCUCUUUUACCUCGGCCUCCUCAACGACAGACUUCGGGAGUUGAUCCUACCCAUCCUCGAGUCCCACGCGCGCAGAAACUCCUCCCGUAGCACAAACGCAAGCAUGAACACUACCUCACUGACAGAUCCGAGCGGGUUGUACUCCUACAUUCUCAUCCUUUCCACAAUAAGAGGUAUUCCCGAAGGUGUCAUCGCCGCUCUGGACCACGGCGCGGAUAUCAACGCCAACGACAGCAUCGACGAGUUCCUCGCAGCCAGCAGAGUGACCAACGACAAGCCCACGGGCUCGUGUCUGACUGCCCUCCAUUGGGCGGCCUUUAACCGCGACACUGCGAUACUCCGCCUCUUACUCGACCGCGGCGCAGACGUCCGGCGCACGGCGGAUCGCACGGCGGACCGCACGGCGUACAGCUCCACCGGCGCCCGCAGCCCGAUUCGGGCCCCGGGGUUUCGCCCGCAUUUGCUCUUGGGCCCAGGCGAUCGCCUAGAGCACAACGUGAAGACGCUGGUGAAUGCUCUGGGUUUCGCGCUUCAAGCGAAUUACGGCCUCUUGCCUAAGGGCAUGACGGAGCAGCAGCGGCAGGCGUUCAUCGUUGACCGUGAUACGCGAGAUGAGGAGGCUGUAAGGAUACUCGUCGAGGCCGGGUGUCCUGCUUUCGUUGAGGAGCAUUGGCAGCGGGAGUUCAAUGACGCCUGUGAGCUGGAGCGGUGGGGUGUUGCGCGGGAUAUGUUGGCGGAUGCGGAGUGGAGGAGGAGGUGCGCUGAGAGGGACGAUUAUAGGCCGCUGCUGUCUCUUGUGCGUGUUGUACGAGGGAGACGGCGGUUGAUAGGUGAUGAUGAGCAUGAGUGA